GGAAAAUCCCGAGGUUGGUCCGUUAGAGUCACCUGACCGAUGGUAGCUUGGUUGCUUUCGUACCGAGAAAAAGGUUCCCUGUUUCCGAGAGAGACCAAGGGCAGCGGCUGCUGCGAACUUUUGCAAGAGUUGUAGCUGCAUAAUUUGAUCACAGCCGCAACUUUGCAGAUGUCACAGAGCAAAGAAAGUUUCGAGGGCGCCUCUGCGUCGGAGGAACCCAGGGGCGGAAAUGAUGAUGAUGACAACAGGGCCAUUUUGGUGUCAAAUAUCCCCCACACCCUAUCAGAUGACAAGGUGGUCAUACACUUCCAGCGAAGGGCUAGUGGUGGGGGAGAUGUGAAACAGGUCAGGAGGCUGUCACCUUCACAGGCCAAGGUCAUCUUUGAAAAUGUAAAAGUCGUUCGCAGUGUUGUUGCUAGGAAACAUGAUCUGGAUGGAGUGACCCUACAGGUCCAGGCUUGGUCGUCUUUCCUUGCGAGGGCUCUUGAGAUGGACAGAGCCAGACAUAGAGAGUCCAACUGUGUUCAGCGUGCUACAGUGCAAAUUCACCAGCCAGUAAGCCAACAAAUAUGGAACUGUUAUGAGCAAAAGAUGUCACAGACAGAUUUAAACAUCUCAUUGAAAAGGUCAACGACAAAUGACACAAUCACUUUGAAAGGGAGCUGGAAUGAUGUGGUUGGGGCCAGAAAUCUCUUCUUUGACUUGCUUUGUGAGGUUGAUGCAGUUGAGUCCACCACAAGUUUGGAUUCCAAAGAGACAGGAUCUAGGAAUGGCCGGAAUCAGGCAGAGGAAGAUGUGACCAACAGCCUGGAACAGCCUCAACUUGAAGACACAUCCUCUAACACUCAUGCUGGUGACAGCCAACAUUGGAUGCAAGCAGCUGUCAAAAAUGAGACGAAGAAUCCCAGUGAAGGCCGGGAAAGAGUAGGUUUGGACGGAAAACAGUGGGAAGGAGCAAGCAAUGCAAGACCGUAUGACAAAAAUGAAGAGAAGAGGGGUACAAGUCGUCGCAGAAGUAAUGCACAAAUGCCAGAGGAUAGCCAGUGGGAUGAUGACAGAGCUAGAGUUACUCGUAGUCAGAGUUCAGAGACAAGAGAAGAGAAUAGGCUAAAAGAGGAAAUGGAAUAUGGGAGACAGGCAAACUUUCAGCAGUCAACAACUACUCCUGGUGGCACGUCAUCAGCAUAUGGGAAAAGCAGCAUGGGAGUAGUGGAACCACUGCAGGAAGGAAAAGAGAAGAAUUGUGGUGCAAGUAGCAGCAGGAGUACCGCACAAGUCACAACGAUUGAUGAAAGCAGGGUUGAUAACAUGAGGGCAUUCGUUCGUAGUCAGAUUUCAGAGCCAAGAGAGGAAAACUUGCAGAGGGAAGGGAGGAAUGAUGGAAGGCCGUCAAGCUUACAGCGGUCGAUAAGUGCCCCCGGCAGUGCUUCAUCAGUGCAUGAGUCAAGCAACACAAGAACAAUAAGACCAAAACAAGACACACCACAACUCCCUUCCUUGCUAGAACCUUCACGCUCAAGAGGAGGACCAACCGCAAAACACAGUUCUGGAAACAAAAUGUCAGGAACAUCUGUGAAAACUAGUUCUACAUUGCACAGUGAGACAGCUUCUGCAGCUGAAGAAUGGAGGAAUGGACGACCCUGGUCCCAUUCAGAUGGAAGAACAAGACCAGGUGGAACAUACACGUUGGGAGAUAUUUCUGAUGAUGAGGAAGAUGUCAUCAGUAACAGCAAGAAUACAAGCACAGACACUGUAGAACAGCCUGUAGAGCCUGACAUAUUAUCUUACAUCAUCAAAGUCCACCAAUCAAAAAUCAUGGCCAUAACAGAGAGACACAACGUCACCUUCAGGCACAGUGAAAAUAAGACUGUGGUGUAUUUCAAAGGGUUGAAUAAGUAUAAUGCAGAAGAUGCACUAGAAGAUUUUAUCACUUUGUACCAGGGUCUUCACAGCAAAAUCAAGUCUAUUCCACUGGACACAAAUAUGCAUGAUGUCAAACCAGAGACUUGCUCAUAUGCUGUAGAAUGUGUGCAGAAAUCUUCUCCAUCUGUCUACAUCAAGAACAGGGACGGAAAUAUAAUCGUCUUCGGGGAUGAGUCUGAGGUUCGUUCUGUAAGAGCAGAGAUCUGCUCCAUUUUGAAGAUUUCAGAGUCAAGGAGAAGAAAACCACCCCCAAGCAACAUACCAACAUCACCUAGUGUAGGACCAGGACAAGGCCAAGCAAGUACAAAUGCUGUCUUGGCCAAUCCUGGACUAGUAGGCAAAAUGACCUUCAGAGAUAGCAUAAAAGGUGUCCAGAUCUGCGUAGUUGAGGGUGACAUCACCCAGCAGAAAGUAGAUGUAAUAGUUAACGCAGCCAACAGCUCGCUAAGUAUGACCUUGGGAGUAUCAGGGGCUAUCAGCAAAGCAGGAGGAAGCAGCAUCCAGACAGAGUGUGACGCAAUUAUUCGUCAAAGACGCUACCGGAACCUGGACACCACUGACUGUGUAUGGACCAAGGGAGGGAAGCUUCCUUGCAAAUUUGUUAUCCACGCAGUCGGCCCACAUUACAGUUUAGCAUUUGGUGCACACAGAAGUCAGCAGGACCUACAUGAUACAUGCCACAAGGUGCUCAGAAUGGCUGCCUCUGAGCUGAAGGCUGUGUCCAUUGCUAUGCCUGCCAUCAGUUCAGGUGCUUGUGGCAUGCCCAGGGAUCUUUGCGCUGAGUCCAUGUUCAGUGCCAUCACAGACUUCAUAGAGAAUUCCAAAGAUAACAGCCUUGUUGACAUUCGCAUCAUCGACAACGACCGAAGAGCAGCUGACGUCUUUUCUGAUGCCUUCGGCAAGAUGCUGAGAAAGUUCAACGCAAGUAAAGGCCACUUGACAAGUCCCAACUUGCAGCCAGUGUAUCCACCUUCUGGCUCAUCAACUAGUCCAGGCACAAGUUAUCCUGGUGCAGGGUCCACCUCAGUAUCCCAGGGGACCGGUCAGACAUCCUCUAGUCUCCGGCUGUCCUUCAGCAGUGGACAGACAUCAACUACUAGUAACUUGUCAAACGCAUCAUAUAGUGGUUGGGGGCAAACACAUCAGAACAUGUCAUCAGGAGUGGCAUCAGCAUCCCCUCCACAGUACCCAGGUCCAACAUCAACAUACGUCAACGCAACGUCUUAUUCUUACCCACAUGGAACUGCAACAACACCAAGAUAUCCUCAUCCUACUCCAAACUACUCAACAUCAUCACCCUCUGCUUCUGGAAACUCAGACAAAGAAGACACUUGUCCAAUCUGCCUCUGUGACUUCACUAGGCCGGUGACAACACCUUGUAAGCACAGGUUCUGUGCAGACUGCCUGAACGAUGCCAUGAAGGUUUCUGGCCAGUGCCCUGUCUGCAAGUCUGUCAUUGGACAACUGAAAGGCAACCAGCCCCAGGGGUCGAUGACACAUCACACUGACUACCUAAACCCGGGCCUUUCCGGGUAUGAAAGUCACUCAACAAUUGAAAUCAGCUACUACUUCUCUGGUGGUAUACAAGGGCCAGAGCACCCAAACCCAGGAAAGCCCUACUCUGGAACGUCACGGAGAGCCUACCUUCCAAACAACGUGGAGGGUCGUGAAGUUCUCCGACUCCUACAACGUGCCUUUGACAGUCGUCUGGUCUUCACUAUCGGCACAUCAGUGACUACAGGACAGACUGAUACUGUGGUGUGGAAUGACAUCCACCACAAAACCAGCAAGUAUGGUGGUCCUAACAGCUAUGGCUACCCUGAUCCCCAGUACUUGACAAGAGUGAAGGAGGAACUGGCUGCGAAGGGCAUCAAGUAGUGUGCUGAGCACCCAUCCAAUUACAACAGACCUGUAUACUGGUUCACAAUGUAGUAGACCGAUCCUGUCUGUCCAUCACAAUUAGCCCUUCAAUAAAUGAUAGCAGGGCAAUUAGAAGUUCAUCCAAUGAGGGAGUAGCCACAUAUCUCUAAAAUAGUAGCAUUUUUAUCUUUAGGUGGAGGUCUG
Molecule: messenger RNA, 3987 nt
Organism: Branchiostoma belcheri (Belcher's lancelet)
Lineage: Eukaryota; Metazoa; Chordata; Leptocardii; Amphioxiformes; Branchiostomatidae
Exons: 7
Coding region: 169-3801 (1210 amino acids)
Biological process (GO): Notch signaling pathway; protein ubiquitination
Molecular function (GO): RNA binding
Source: RefSeq, a predicted model, not a curated record